CUUUUGCUCGCGCGUGCGCAGAGUGAAACACGUGUUGAAAAUGGCUACCAUCAUACCGUUUGCAAUAUCGGACAACAGUCAAUAUAGCAUCUAUUCGAGCCCUGAUGGAGUGUUGAAACUAUGGGAGGCAGAUAAUGGUGUCCUUAAGCAAGAGUACACUCCUAGUGCGCACCUGUCAGCGACGUGCACAUGUCUUUCAUGGGGACCGAAAAGAAACCUGGACACACCAGGAAGAAAGAAAAGAAGAAAAUCUGGAGGUGUAGCCAUUACAGAACAGUAUGAUUUGAUAGCAGUUGGAACCACUGCAGGAAGCAUCCUUAUAUACAGCAUUGUCAAAGGAGAUGUCAAGACUAUAAUGGAGGAAGGUCAUUCAGACAGUGUCAGUGAUGUGUGCUGGCAUCCAGAGAACAAUACCAUCUUCAGCUGUUCAUGUGAUAGGCAUAUUAUUCACUGGGAUGUAAUAUCAGGAAAAGUCAAACAUAAAUGGAAAGGUGACAGUGGAAGCAUUCACUCCAUUUGUCUCUGUGCCCAAAAUCACCUCCUGUCUUCAGGGAGAUCAAUCAAAUUGUGGGACUUAGAAACAUAUAGUGUAUUAAAGAAAUUUACUGGUCAUGCAACAGAAGUGUUUCGGUUACUCCCCAUACUUUCUAAUCCGACGGAGCUUCCUGAUAGCCCAGAAGGAGUGUAUUUUCUGUCGGCAGCUUUAAAUGACAGACUUGUGAAUGUUUGGCAAGUGAAUACUGCAGUGAAAGACAAAAGCUCCACAGCAACUUUCUCACUUCCAGAGGAUCCGGUCAUGUUAGAUUUGCGGAAAAACCAGGAUGAGGUGGUACUAGCUGCUGUGACGAGAAGUGGACAAGUGCUCAUAUUUGAUCAUACAAUGAAUGGAAAAGUCAAGAAACCUCUAAAGCCAAAAUUAACCAUUCAGAUAGCAUCCUCUGGUGGAAGCGAUUCAGUGCCUAAACCAAUCCAAGUGCUGGCCAGUCACUUGUGUGAGGACCAGCGCCUGUUGAUAGUGUAUGGGAACUAUCUGAAACCUGUGUUUGAGAAAGUGGAGUUGGAUAUGACAAGUUCAGAUAUGUGUUUGAUACGAGAUGAACCAAUAUUGUCCACCAUGAAACAACAAGGAGAUGUUGCUAAGGUGAAGACACCUACUGUAACGAACGAUGUGACGGUUCUUGCUCCUGAAAACACAGUGGCCAGUGGACCGUCACUGAAAGAGAAGAGGAAAAGAAAACCAUCAGUCUCUGAUAUGAAUAUGGAAGAGCGACUGAAUGCUAUCAGUAUAAACAAGCCAGAGACGCUGAAAGAGCCACCCAAAGCUGAUACCUUAGUGAGACUGCUUACACAGGGUCUGCAGAGUGACGAUAAAAACAUUCUGAAGAGUGUUCUUGGAAGGCCCACUAGUGAUACCAUUAUAACCAACACCAUUAAGAUGUUACCGGUUCAAGCAAUUAUUCCCCUUGUAAAAGAACUGACCAACUGUGUGGCAGAACCAUCCGAAAAAGGAGCUUUGUACAUUAAAUGGUUGAAGACAUUGCUGACAGUUCAUACUUCCUACUUGAUUACAUUUCCAGACAUGGUUGAUAAUCUAAGUGCACUGUAUCAGUCUAUGGAUUCCCGGACCAGAUUAGUUGAUCGGCUCUCAAAGUUGAAAGGGAAACUGGAGCUUAUGUUAUCUCAGAUUGCCAGCCAGUCACAACAGGGAGAGGAGGAUGUCAGUGUGGAUCAGAGGCCACUGCUCAUGUAUCAAGAAGAAUCAUCGGAUGAUGAUAUGGCCAUUGACAAUUUAAUGCCAGAGAGAUCAGACACUGAGGAUUUUGACGACUUGUUUUUAUCGGACACUGAGGCAGCCACAGAUACAGCUCAGGUGAAUGGUACUGAGGAAGACGAGGAGGAGGAAGAGGAAGAUAUGGAGUCUGACUGAAGUCAAGGGGGAGGAGGUCAGAGGGCAGGAGGAAAUCUGACGGCGGUCAUUCAUUGGUGCUCACAUGUGACUGGUCAAACCAGGAUUAUUUCCAUUGCAUGAACUCAAGUCUGUGAUCAAUCUUAUCUGGUUAAAAGACACAAACCUGAUAGAAGUCAGGGGUGUUUUGAUGGGUGUAUGAUAAAUAUUUCCUCUUGAUAAGGUUACAUUAACUGCUUGGGCUUUUCAAGUAACAGUUGUGGACAUUGGUUUUUAACUCUUAAUUAACCAGUGUAAAUGAAGUUAAGGAGGGGCGAUUUCCCAGAACUGUGUGGAUAGAUAAGUGGUAUCUAUGGCUUUGUGUACUCCGGGGUUAUGGUGAUGGCAAGCAAUGCAGAACAAAUUCUGUAGUACAUGUAGGACAGAAAAGAGAGCUGCAUUUAUCCUGAUGGUUGUAGAUAUCCAUUUGUUGAUAUUCAUCAAUUGUUAUGAUUUUUUAAUAUAAAAAAAAUGAACUCGCAUAUAAUAAAACUGUUAAACUGGUA
This is a messenger RNA of Magallana angulata, 2451 nucleotides long. Its product is annotated as WD repeat-containing protein 43-like. Bases 41 to 1927 code for a protein of 628 amino acids. The record is from RefSeq and is a predicted model, not a curated record. Gene Ontology annotation, biological process: maturation of SSU-rRNA from tricistronic rRNA transcript (SSU-rRNA, 5.8S rRNA, LSU-rRNA). Gene Ontology annotation, cellular component: nucleolus. The transcript has 17 exons. Gene Ontology annotation, molecular function: protein binding. NCBI's taxonomy places the organism in Eukaryota, Metazoa, Mollusca, Bivalvia, Ostreida, Ostreidae.